GAUUGUUAAGUAAAGGUGGCUAUGUUCUUGCCCAUUUACCCACGUGCUUUGGGGGUGUAUGAAAUGUCAAUGGCAGCUUGCUGAAUAUAAAUAAGAAGAAAAGUAGAUAUUUAAGGUUAAGAAGGUUAUAUUUGUUUUUUUGUUUUACAGUUACAGUUUACAAAAAUAUGAAAUCCUAAAUUAGGAUUUAACAGGAUUCCUAAUUUCCCGAUGUGUGCAAUGGUCAGCAAAAAUGACAUACCUAUAGAUAUUCUCGAUUUAUUUCGAGAUAAAAAGUUAGUGAAAAUAUGUGCCCCCAUGGUACGCUACAGCAAAUUACAAUUUAGAAACCUAGUUAAACUGUAUAACUGUGAUUUAACAUUUACUCCUAUGAUUUUGGCAGAUUCUUUUUGUCAAAGUGCAAAAGCCAGGAGUAAUGAAUUUACCACAAAUUCUUUAGAUACUCCUGUUGUUGUACAAUUUGCAUCAAAUACUGUGCAUGAUUUCGUAGGUGCAGCAUAUUUAGCAUCUCCACAUUGUAAUGGAGUAGAUUUGAAUUGUGGUUGUCCCCAGAGAUGGGCAAGAGAGCAGGAAUUGGGUUGUGAAAUGUUAAAGAAGCCAGAAUUAAUUUAUGAUAUGGUUCGCCAAUGCAGAAAUCACGUUUUGAAACCUUUCACUGUAAGUGUAAAAAUGCGACUGCUGUAUGAUGAAAAACAGACCGUUAAUAUUUGUAAACAAUUAGAAAUGUGUGGUGUUAGUUUUUUAACUAUUCAUGCCCGUACUCCUUACCAAAAUGUGGGCGAUAUUAAUAAGGACACUUUAAAGUUAAUAAACGAUACUUGUUCUUUACCAGUGAUAGCUAAUGGAGGUGUGACAACAUUAGAUGAUUGUUACAAAUUACAAGAGUAUACAGGAUGUAAGGGUGUAAUGGUUGCGAAUGGUAUCCUGACCAAUCCUACAAUAUUUACUGGAAACUUAGAAACAACUCUGGAUUGUAUACAAAACUGGUUAGAUAUUUGUUAUAAUAGUACUUUGACGAUGGAUCAAUAUCUUAAGGAAAGCAACAAGCCUAGUCAAAUGAUUCAAGAAAAACCAUAUAAUUUAAUAUAUCAGUGCUUUCAUCACCAUUUAGUGUUUAUGUUAGAAAGGAUAUUGCCAAGGAAGCAAAAGAGAUACUUUAAUAAUUUAAAAACUUUUAAAAGUGCUUUAGAAUUUUUAGAUGAUUAUUUUCAUUUAAAACCUAGAUUAUUUGAACUUGAGAAAUAUUUACAAUAUACAAAUUUUAAUAUAGAUUAUUCAGGUAGGGAAUUGUUAUAUCAAAAUUUAAAACCAGAUAACUUGACUACAAAUGAAGAUUUUAACCUAUAUAACUCAGAAAACACAGACGGGCAGUAUUUUACAUCAAAAACUAACAAUGAUACUUGUGAUUGGUCAGACAUAUUUCUUGAAAAUGGUUAAUGUAUAAUGUAGUUUUAGUUUGGAAUACAAUAAAACAAUUGUAUAACAAUCAAUGGUUAUAUAAAGGAAGAAGUAUAUCCUGUCUGGUGAUAUUUAAGGUUUCUUGUAUCUGAUCAAGGGGCUACUAUUCUAUUACAAUUUCUCUACUGACAAAAGUAAAAUUUUAACAUAUGACUUAGCAUUAUGCAUUACUUUUUAGUGUUGGUAGGUAUAGUUGUUCCAUUAUAUCUUUGCACAAAUAUCACGAUUCAUUUUUGAACAAGUUAAAUCAAAACAUUAAGUGAAAUGUAUGUUGAUAUGUAGUUUGAUAUGUACUGUCAAUGUAAUAAUUAGGAAAUGGCUAUUAUCAGUGGAUGUAUUUUAUGAAGUUAUAUUGUACAUUUAUAUUUAACUAUGUUAUAAUAUAUUUAACACAAUAUAACUUUAUAAAAGAAACACAAUAAAGUUAUAAAUUCCAAUAAAAACAAUAAAUGCACUAAUGUCACUGUCACUGAAAAUAAUGUAGAUCAAAAUUCAUAGUAAACAAUGUAUCAAAGACAGGAGGUGUUUUUUCUUCUUUUUUUGCCUUUGGGAACUGGGCCCGUUUAGCCUGCAACACUUCUUAAAAUCAAAUCCAAUCGAACAAUCAAGGGUAGGAAAGGGAAAAAAAACUUCGCACCAUGUCGUUCAGGGUGACUAACCACAGACUAAGUAGUAGGGAUACAGGGUAUUAUUAAUUUACAUGACUAAUUUUAUGAUCUAAAGUUUCAAUUUACACGACUUAACAUAAGUAAUCUAGAAAAAUCCUAAAGAUUGACGGUUUGUUCAAAGCUAGUAAGUUCAUCAGAUUAUAUGGGGGAUAAACGUUUUCUUGCAAUAGCUGCAUAUUCAAUAGAUUUCUUUGUGUUACCUGCAAAAAAUAUAUGAUCAGUCACUUAUUGUAUUGCAAUUUUUGCACAAAUCCGACUGUAUAACAUUGAUUUAAUAUAGAUGUGCGGGAUAACAGGCAUGGCCAAACUUUAGUCGAGAGAUAGUAACAAUAUCGUGUCUUGAAAAAUCUAAAUUUUUAUGCCAAUAAACUGACAGGAUUUUCGGAUGUAAAAGAGUAUACCUUGACGGACAAUUUAUACAGUACUAAUUCCAUUGAAGUUUCCAGUUAUCAUGUAGUCUGGUUUUACUUAUGGUUAUACAUUCUUGAAGUCCAAUAUCAUUCAAUGUUUCCUCGCCACUGAAAAUGCUGUCUUUUGCCAACUGAUCUACUUUUCCAUCUAGUGCCAAUUUCGUAGGUGAUGUACCGGUGAAAGGUGAAGAGGUUCUCGUCCAGUACAUCCCAAUCCCUGAUCUUCUUGGCAACACCACCGCUAGCUAUGGUGACAUCUAUGUGGCUUUUCGAUGUACCCCUCACAAAGGUUGGUUUUCCAUUGUAUAUAGCACUAUGCGGUCCGUCGCGGAGAUCCACUCAUUCCAAAGUUCACCCCUCUCGUCAUUUCGGGGGGAUCCCCAUAUAUUGGACUGCAAUUAUGUCUCCGGCUGGCUACUAAGAAAUGUUUCUCCCUCUGUGUCGUGUCUAUUAUAUUCUCCGCGUGCUGUUUGUAACGCUCUCUAGUAAUAUUCAGGGAAAUAUAGCACGCUAUUAGGUGCUAUUGUGGUUAUUUUGUCGAUUUUUAUUGUUACAUACCAGGGUUGCAAAAAAACAUGUUUUUUUAAUUUUAUACAAAACACAUGUUUUUUUUUGUCUUAAACGUUUUUUUCUUGUUUUAAACAUGUUUUAUUUUGUUUUUAAAUUUUAUGUUUUAAACAAAUAAAACAUGUUUAAAACACGUGUUUUUUUAUUAUAAAAUUUAUGUUUUAAACAAAUAAAAUGUAGAAAAAACACUGUUUAAAUCAUAUUUUCUUAUAUUAUUUAUAUAUUUAAAACAUAAUAUUAAUAACUUUGAUUUUAACUUUUCUUUAACCUAAUAGAUAAUAAAACCAAUUGCAAUUAGGAGUUAUUGCCUGGGAUACUCCAGACUAUUUACUAUGUAUUUAUAAAUUAUCAUUGCAAGUUGGCUAUUGUAAUAACGCCUAUUGUAAGUUAUUUUGUGGUGUUGAGUAUUUUUUUUAAAUAGAUAUGCAAAUGGCAAAUUUUUGUACAUGAUACGAAGGAGCUUCGAGGAGUGUAUGGAAAUGGCUUUGACCCCGGUUCAUUUUUGGCAAAUUUGCUUGAUAAGUGCUUUAGUGGAAAUAAACCUAAAAUCCAUCUAUUAUAAAUUAUCAUCCAGGAGCAUUGCCAAUUAUUAAUUACCAGGCAAAGUGUGUACCGUUUAAACCAUAAACGUUUUCUAAACAUUUAAUUUAGAAUGUAAUACCACAGACAUGGUGGCGUUCUAUGAAAAAUAUAAAUACUACAGCAUUGGAACUUGCUCAACAGCUCCACACAGCUUAUAAUUCAUCGUCAGCCAACAUGGAAAGACUCUUCUCCUCAACAUACGGUUUACCAUUCCAAACUACGUAAUCGGCUAGGCAAUGUCAAAGCUACUAAGUUGGUUUUGGUUUUAAUUUUUAAAGAACUUAAUUGCAUCAGUGAUGACGUGAUAUCAGAUUGAUAAUAAUUUUAGAUUACAAGAUUACUAAGGCCGCGUCUCACCAUCAAAUAAUUUGAUCAAACAGUUUGAGCAAACUUGACGUACUUAAGGAAGUACGUCAAAGUGACGUCACAAUUGCAGUUUUUUUUGAAAUUCUAAAAAUCUGUGCUCUCACUAUCAGUCUAGUUUGAUCAAAUUUUUUGUAUUGAGUUGUCUAACUUGUUUGUACUUUAUUUAAAAUUAAAAUUUUUCAUUAUUAUCCACAAUGAACACUCAGGAUGUGACGUCACUAACUGUCACUUUCAGUUUGCUCAAACCAGUUUGAUCAAAUUAUUUGAUGGUGGGACGCGGUCUUCAAGACCGCAUCUGAGACUGGAGUUUUGAGAAAUUUAUUAACUCUUGUAUGUAAAAUGUUUAUAAGUUUUUCAAUCUUUGAUAAGUUUCGGUUAUUAAUAAAUAAAUAUGUAUGUUAAAAA
This is a messenger RNA of Diabrotica virgifera virgifera (western corn rootworm), 4456 nucleotides long. Its product is annotated as tRNA-dihydrouridine(20a/20b) synthase [NAD(P)+]-like. The coding region runs from base 211 to 1437 and encodes 408 amino acids. Gene Ontology annotation, biological process: tRNA processing. NCBI's taxonomy places the organism in Eukaryota, Metazoa, Arthropoda, Insecta, Coleoptera, Chrysomelidae. The transcript has a single exon. The record is from RefSeq and is a predicted model, not a curated record. Gene Ontology annotation, molecular function: tRNA dihydrouridine synthase activity; flavin adenine dinucleotide binding.